Messenger RNA from Mangifera indica (mango), 609 nucleotides. Its product is annotated as non-specific lipid-transfer protein-like. NCBI's taxonomy places the organism in Eukaryota, Viridiplantae, Streptophyta, Magnoliopsida, Sapindales, Anacardiaceae. The record is from RefSeq and is a predicted model, not a curated record. Gene Ontology annotation, biological process: lipid transport. The transcript is spliced from 2 exons. Gene Ontology annotation, cellular component: membrane. The coding region runs from base 59 to 409 and encodes 116 amino acids. Gene Ontology annotation, molecular function: lipid binding.
UCCAACUCAUAUCUCUUUAUUAUCUACUCAUCAAUACUUUGUUUUGAGAUUUUCUCAAAUGGCUAGCCUGAAGGUUGUUUGUGCGUUGGUUAUUUGCAUGAUGAUGAGUGCUCAAAUGGGUUAUGCCUUGGAUUGUACCGAGGUGCAAAACGACCUGAAGCCAUGUGAAACUUACUUGUUCGGCGGUGUGAGUCAGCCCCCAGAAACCUGCUGCAAUGGAGUCACCAGCCUGAACAAUGCUGCCUACACCACAGCUCUCCGCCAAAAGGCCUGUUACUGCGUGAUGUCUUUCGCUCAGCAAUUCGCCUCUAAAAUCAAUGUUAAUAAUGCUCGUUCCCUCCCUACCAAGUGUCAAGUCAAACUUCCUUUCACCAUCAGCACCUCCACUAACUGCUCUAGCAUCAAGUGAAAUGCAUCAACAGGCUCCAAAAUGUUCUACCUUGAAGAAUAAAAGAAGACACUUGUGUAUUCGUGAGGGUCUUCAAUGGCUUAAAAUCUGUGAGAUCAUGUUAUGUGUCUUAAUAAGAUUAUGUAUGUGCUCAACUAUGUGAGUCGUUUCAGGCUAUCGAAACGACAGAAUCUAUAUACAAAUAAUUGAACUUAUUUCGA